Molecule: messenger RNA, 3502 nt
Organism: Nicotiana attenuata
Lineage: Eukaryota; Viridiplantae; Streptophyta; Magnoliopsida; Solanales; Solanaceae
Product: pentatricopeptide repeat-containing protein At3g16610
Exons: 1
Coding region: 101-2515 (804 amino acids)
Biological process (GO): RNA modification
Molecular function (GO): protein binding; RNA binding; zinc ion binding
Source: RefSeq, a predicted model, not a curated record
UGAUCACCAUUUUACGUGUUCUAAUUCAUAGGAAAUUCAAGUUUGAGAAGAGCAAUUUCAUUUCUCCUACAGAGACCAAAAACCUUAAGCCAAGCGGGAGAUGUCAUGCGCAAAUGCGCGGCGAAUAGUAAACAUCGGUUGGAAUUUCAGACAAGAACCUUACUACAAUUACCUUGCGCUUCUUGACGCCUGGACAGAAUCCAAGUCAUUAUCAAUAGGCAAAUCAAUCCAUCAACACAUCCUAAAACACAAUCACUGUAAUGACAACAAUUCAAAUCUACUAGACAAGUUAACUCGUUUUUAUAUCUCCUGCAGUAGAAUCGAUCUUGCACGCCAUGUGUUCGACGAAAUUCCUAAUACGGAUAGAAAUAAUAAAACCAUAUUAUGGAACCAAAUGAUUAGAGCCUAUGCUUGGAAUGGACCCUUUGAGAAAGCUGUUGACUUGUACUAUGAAAUGGUCGAGUCUGGUGUUAGACCCACAAAUUAUACAUACCCUUUUGUGAUCAAGGCUUGUUCUGCUAUGCAAGAUGUAGAAAAUGGUGUAAAGAUUCAUGAACAUGUAAAAAGGCAUGGGCUUGAUGGUGAUGUUUAUAUUUGUACAGCUUUGGUUGAUUUUUAUGCCAAGUGUGGGUUAUUGGUUGAGGCACGACAAGUGUUCGAUGGAAUGUGGAAAAGAGAUAUUGUGGCAUGGAAUGCGAUGAUCUCAGGGUGCUCAGUGAAUGGUUUGUGUUUGGAGCUGAUGGGUUUGGUUUUCGAAAUGCAAGAGAAUGGGUUAACUCCAAAUUCAUCUACAAUUGUGGCUAUUCUUCCUGCUAUUGCGGAAGCUAAUAAGUUGCGUGAAGGGAAGGCUGUUCAUGGGUAUUCUACAAGAAGGGGCUUUGUCAAUGAUGUAGUUGUUGACACUGGCAUUUUGGAUGUGUAUGCAAAAUGCGGGUUGUUGAACUAUGCGAAGAGGAUUUUUAGAGUCAUGACUUUUAAGAAUGAGAUCACGUGGAGUGCAAUGAUAGGAGCAUAUAUAACAUGUGAUUCUACGCAAGAAGGAUUGGAACUGUUUGGCCACAUGAGGGUGGAAGAUACUGGGUCUCCUUCUCCUGUCAUGCUUGCCACUGUCAUUCGAGCUUGUGCUAAGCUGAAUGACCUGAGAAGAGGAAGAAAGAUGCAUGGUUAUACUGUUAAGUCGGGGUCCAAUUUGGAUUUGAUGGUGAGUAAUACUCUUCUUUCUAUGUAUGCAAAGUGCGGGAGAAUAGAUGAUGCGCUUAACUUCUUUGAGGAGAUGGGUUUAAAAGAUUCUGUUUCUUUCAGUGCUAUAAUUGCAGGGUGUGUUCAGAAUGGCCAUGCAGAAGAAGCUUUGCAGAUUUUCCAAAUGAUGCAAUCGUCUGGGGUCCAGCCAGAAUCUGCAACAGUGAUGGGAAUUUUACCAGCUUGUUCACAUUUGGCUGCUCUACAACUUGGAGUUUGCACCCAUGGUUACUCGAUAGUACGUGGAUUUACAGAGGAUGUUUCUAUUUGUAAUGCCCUAAUUGACAUGUACUCCAAAUGUGGUAAAGUCAACAUUGCUAGGAUUAUCUUUGAUAAGAUGAAUAAAAGGGAUGUUGUCUCAUGGAAUGCAAUGAUUGCUGGAUAUGGAGUUCACGGUCAUGGAAAGGAAGCAAUUUCAUUGUUCUAUGACAUGCAGACUGUAGCUCAAAAGCCAGAUGAGAUAACUUUCAUCGGUCUCUUAUUUGCUUGCAGCCAUUCUGGUCUUGUUGCUGAAGGGAAAUAUUGGUUCUUCAGCAUGUGUCAAGAAUUCAAAAUUAGCCCUAGGAUGGAUCAUUACUUGUGCAUGGUGGAUCUUUUGGGCCGUGCUGGUCUCCUAGAUGAGGCCUACGGUUUUAUCCAGAAUAUGCCUUUUAAACCUGAUGUGCGUAUUUGGAGUGCUUUGCUUGCUGCUUGUAGAAUCCAUAAACAUAUUGUACUAGCAGAAGAAGUAUCUAACAAGAUCCAAUAUCUAGGACCUGAAAGUCCAGGUAAUUUUGUUCUUUUAUCCAACCUGUAUACUACUGCUGGGAGAUGGGAUGACGCUGCUCAUAUUAGAAUUAAGCAGAAGGAUUCUGGCUUUAAGAAGAGCCCAGGAUGUAGUUGGAUUGAAAUAAAUGGGGUUGUCCAUGCAUUUGCUGGCGGGGAUCAAUCCCACCCUCAGUCCACUAAAAUAAAUGAGAAAUUGAAGGAGAUUUCAACGGAGAUGAAAAAAUUGGGGUACAGUGCAGAAUCCAGUUUUGUCUACCAAGAUGUUGAGGAAGAAGAGAAGGAACAGAUUCUGCUGUAUCACAGCGAGAAGCUUGCAGUUGCAUUUGCAUUGCUAAAUCUGGAACCUAGCAAGUCCAUACUCGUUACAAAGAAUUUGCGAGUUUGUGUUGACUGCCAUAGUACGCUGAAAUACGUAACUUUAAUUACGAAAAGGGAGAUUACAGUGAGGGAUGCAAGUCGAUUUCAUCAUUUCAGAGAUGGAAUAUGCAGCUGCGGGGAUUUCUGGUGAAGAAUGAUUGAGACUAUUUUUGUUGCUUGAUUUAGAAAUGAUUCAGUUUUCUUCUACACCUACUAAUGCAACAUUGGCUAACUAAACUAGAUUGGUGCAGGGUACUCACAGUUGAUAUCUUGGCUGUUGUUCUGUUAGACCAAUUCCUGAGUACAUUACUUGGUAGAUUUGACAGUAAACCAUUUCUUAGAUGAUAAGUGCAGAUAAACUUUUGCAUUGCAUUAAGAUGAUGAGUGAUGAAGAUUCAAGGGAUGCAGCGUGUGCCUGCUAUGUGCUGAGAAUACAACAUUGCUCAGUUGCUUGUAAAGAGUCUCAUCGAUCCAGAAAGUGUAAUCAGGGGUAUAAAUUCUGUAUUUUGACUGGAAGAUUAACUUGGUGCUGCAUCGCACGCUGAUCAUAUACCAGAUUGGAGUACUUCAUUUUGUGCACUCUGGUCCCACUAAUUCAAGUACGUCAAGUUUUAUCUUAAUGUUGGAAUACUUGGAAAUCUGAUAUUUACUGUCAAUCAGUAACAUACUGGAGCUUCAUAGAACCUACACCAUGGUUGGCACAUGCAUCAGUGGUUAAAGGUUUUGAUUCCAUGACCAAUCCAUCCAGGUAAAUCGUGGGCGAAUGCUGGAUUUCUGCCAUUAUGCGGACAACUACUUCAAGCUGUGAUUUUGAGAGAGUAGUUCUGUCCUUAUAUGCUUCUUCAUACUAGGAUCUACUCAAAUUAACUGUAAGGAAGCAUUUGAUUGGAGGUAGUUGUGACUACUCCUGCAGUUGGUCAUAUUACCUUAGAGAGCUUGCACCACCCUAAAUAUCUAUCUCGCUAGAAGCAAUUGCUUGAAAUUGAUAUAAUCACUACUACCAACUGCAAGAAUUCAUUAUGUACUCCCAAGACAAUAAGUCGAGAAGGGGAGAGAAUGUUUUUAAGCCAUUCUCAAAGUUGUACUCCUUGUAGGAAAUUCGUAGUUAGUAAUUUAAGCGAAGCUGGAUUUAUGAUUA